AUGCCUGAGACUGAAAAGCAAUACCAAUACCCAAUCAAAACAGUAGUAGUUUUAGUCCAAGAAAACCGAUCGUUUGAUCACGUGUUAGGAUGGAUGAAGAAAUCCCAUAACCCACAAAUCGAUGGUGUAUCCGGAAAUGAAUCAAACCCAUUGCUAACUCCAUCUCCUGAAUCAAAUCGACUCUACUUCGGCGAUCAAUCGGGUCAGGUGAAAGAAGAUCCGGGCCACUCAUUUGAAGACACAUAUGAACAAAUAUUUGGCGUACAAUGGACGGAAUCUUCGCCGCCUUCGCCAAAUCUUCCUCCUACGAUGGAGGGUUUUGUUCAGAAUGCUGAACGGAAACUGAAAGGGAUGUCGUCGGAAGUUAUGAACGGGUACAAGCCGGAGUUGUUGCCUGUUUUCAAAGAGCUGGUGUCGGAAUUCGCGGUUUGUGAUCGGUGGUUCUCGUCGGCGCCGACAUUGACGCAACCGAAUCGGCUGUUUGUUCACUCCGCAACAUCUUAUGGUGCUGUGAUUAAUGAUACUAAGAUGAUGAUUGAAGGAUAUCCACAGAAGACCAUUUUUGAGUCACUGGAACAAAGUGGAUUCAGUUUUGGAGUUUAUUACCAGUUCCCUCCUUCCACCCUUUUCUUCAGGAACCUAAGAAAGUUGAAGUACCGAAAGAAUUUCCACCAAUUUGAUAUGAACUUCAAACGGCACUGCGAAGAGGGGAAGCUACCAAACUACGUUGUAAUUGAGCAGCGAUACUUUGGGACCAAGUUUCUUCCCGCAAAUGAUGAUCAUCCACCCCAUGAUGUGUCCGAAGGCCAGAAGUUUGUGAAAGAAGUUUAUGAAGCACUUCGAUCAAGCCCACAAUGGAAUGAAAUCUUGUUCAUUGUUGUGUACGAUGAACACGGCGGAUUCUAUGACCAUGUUCCGACGCCCACCAUCGGUGUUCCCAACCCUGAUGGCAUAAUAAGUCCCCCACCACAUAAUUUUGGGUUUGAUCGACUUGGAGUUAGGGUUCCUGCCAUUCUAAUUUCACCUUGGAUUGAUCCUGGAACCGUUCUACAUGAGGCAGUAGGUCCAAGUUCAACUUCACAAUUCGAGCAUUCCUCGAUCCCAGCCACAGUGAAGAAGAUUUUCAAUCUUGAAGGGUUUUUAACAAAGAGAGAUGCAUGGGCUGCCACUUUCGAUUGUGUUCUCACUCGUAAUAGCCCUAGAACGGAUUGUCCUGUCACACUACCGGAGCCAAUAAAGUUGGUAGACAGGGAGGUAGGCGGAGAUGAUGAAGAGUCAAAAUUGAGCGAAUUUCAGGCAGAGUUGGUGCAAUUAGCUUCUAUACUGAAAGGAGACCACAAAAGAGAAGGUAGUUCCCAUCUACAUAAAUUAGUGGAAAACAUGGUGGUUAGAGAGGCUGCUGAAUAUGCUGGAAAUGCACUUGAAGAAUUCAUGAAAAGUGGUGAAGAUGAAGAUUCUAGUUCCAACAGUAGUGAAGCACAUGAUGAGUCUCAUAUUACUACUAAUGUUGGGGCAAGAAUCCCGAUUGAUCCGGCCAAUAAACAGAGAAUAACCGAUUCGAUUGAACUCGACGAUUAUCGCCUUCAAAAGCGGAAAGAAUUCGAAGAUCAAAUCCGCCGUGUCCGAUGGGACAAAAGCGUUUGGGUAAAGUAUGCCGAGUGGGAAGAAUCCCGUAAAGAUUUUAAACGUGCCCGUUCGAUUUGGGAACGAGCCCUCGAGGUACAUCACAGAGAUCAUACUCUGUGGUUGAAAUAUGCUGAAUUUGAGAUGCGAAGUAAGUCCAUUGACAAUGCCCGGAAUGUGUGGAAUAGAGAUGUGACGAUUUUGCCCCGGGUCGAUCAGUUGUGGUUCAAGUACAUUAACAUGGAAGAAACCCUCGGCAAUGUCACCAGGGCUCGGCGUGUUUUCGAGAGGUGGAUGAGCUGGAAUCCCGAACAUGAAGCGUGGUUAUCCUUUAUUAGGUUUGAGUGGAGGUAUGCCAAGUUUGAGAUGAAGAACAGCGAGAUUCGUCUAGCAAGAGAGUGUUUCGAAAGAGCAGCGAACAAGUUUGUUGGCGACGAGGAAGCCGGCCGGUUGUUUAUGUCAUUUGCCGAGUUUGAGGAGAAGUGCAGAGACGUGGAGAGAGCUAGGCAUCUUUCUCUAUUGGCACUUGAUCAUAUCCCCAGAGAGAGAGCAGGGGAGGAAGGUUUGUAUGACAAGUUUGUGGCUUUUGAAAAGCGGUUUGGAAACAGUGAGCAGAUUGAAGAUGCCAUUCUGCGGAAGAAGAGGUUUCAGUACGAGGAGGAAGUUAGAAUGAACCCUUCCAACUAUGAUGCUUGGUUUAAUUACAUUAAGUUCGAAGAGAAUGCUGGAGGUAAAGAAAAUGUUAGGAACGUUUAUAAACGAGCAAUUGCUCAGCUUCCUCAGCUGAAGAGAAACGCUCAUUUUGAGAUCCGACAGCGGAAUCUUCAAGCUGCGAGAUUAAUCCUUGGAGAAGCUAUUGGCAGGGCCCCAAAGGUUAAGAUCUUUGAGAAGUACAUUGAAAUGGAACUGAAGCUGGAAAAUAUAGACCGUUGCCGUAUGCUGUUUGAGAAGUAUCUGGCGUGGUCUCCACAGAAUUGCAAUGGCUGGAUCAAAUUUGCUGAAAUGGAAAAUUCUUUACUUGAAACUGAGCGAACAAGAGAGAUUUUUGAGCUUGCUAUUGAACAACCCGCAUUAGACUUGCCUGAGGUAUUGUGGAAGGCAUACAUUGAUUUCGAGAUAUCCAAAGGUGAGUUUGGAAAAACAAGAGCGCUUUAUGAGAGGCUCCUGAAGCGCACGAAGCACUUCAAGGUCUGGUUAAGCUAUGCCAAGUUUGAGGCAUCAGCUAUGGAAGAAGGGCCGAAAGAAGAGGCCAAGGAGCAAUGCAUUCAGCGAGCAAGAGGUGUUUUUGAAAGAGCUCUCGAUUACUUUGUGACUGAGGCUCCGGAACUUAGAGAGGAAAGGGCAAUGCUGUUGGAGGAAUGGCUAAAAGUGGAGAGAAACGCUGGAGCUGUUGGCAAAGUUGAUCUUGUUAGUGCGAAAUUGCCGAAGAAAGUGAAAAAAAGAAGGCGUAUAGAGGUAGAGGAUGAUGAUGGUCUGGGUAGAUAUGAAGAGUAUAUGGACUAUUUAUUCCCUGAGGAAGCACUUAACAAAAGUCUCAAAAUGUUGGAAGCUGCAUACCACUGGAAGAAGCAGAAACUCUUUCAAUGA
Messenger RNA from Oldenlandia corymbosa var. corymbosa, 3210 nucleotides. The record is from the annotation of a GenBank genome assembly. Lineage: Eukaryota; Viridiplantae; Streptophyta; Magnoliopsida; Gentianales; Rubiaceae.